This is a messenger RNA of Neltuma alba, 1656 nucleotides long. Its product is annotated as 3-ketoacyl-CoA synthase 2. The record is from RefSeq and is a predicted model, not a curated record. Gene Ontology annotation, cellular component: membrane. Lineage: Eukaryota; Viridiplantae; Streptophyta; Magnoliopsida; Fabales; Fabaceae. Bases 8 to 1450 code for a protein of 480 amino acids. The transcript is spliced from 3 exons. Gene Ontology annotation, molecular function: acyltransferase activity, transferring groups other than amino-acyl groups. Gene Ontology annotation, biological process: fatty acid biosynthetic process.
CGCCACCAUGAUGAACCUAGUGCUUAUGUCUUUCUUAGUAGCAGGCUUAGCUUCUGCUUGUCUUCAUCAUGAAUUCAAACCAUCACUAGCAGUUCUCUUUUGCUUCUCUGCAUUAUUCCUCCUAACCCUGGCCAUUUUUCAUCACUUGAAGAGACAACCAAGUAAAGUAUACUUAGUAGACUUUGCUUGCUACAAACCAGACGAUUCUUGUGCUAUCACCAAGAAUAUGCUAGUGGAAGCAAUAAAGAGGGUUGGAGUUUUCUCAGAGGAGAAUGUGAAACAAAUGGAGAAAUUUAUAGACAAGUCUGGUUUGGGACCUCAGACAUACCUCCCUCAAGCUCUAAUGGAGAACCCACCAAAAUUAUGUCUGGUUGAGGCAUGGAAGGAGACAGAGACUCUGCUCUUUGGAGCUAUUGAUGAACUUCUGGAGAAAACAUGGGUCCAGUCAAAUGAGAUAGGAAUCCUUGUUGUGAAUAGUAGUACGUUUUGCCCCACACCAUCUCUCUGUGACAUGAUUGUGAAUCGAUAUAAACUCAGACACAACGUCUUAUGCUACGAUCUUAGCGGCAUGGGGUGCAGCGCUGGAGUUCUUGCUAUUGACUUUGCCAAACGCCUCCUCCAGUCACACCCCAACUCCUACGCCAUGGUGCUGAGCACUGAAAUUGUAAACACAGGGGCGUACUUGGGCAACAACCUUCCAAUGCUUGUCGUCAAUUGUCUCUUUCGCAUGGGGUGUUCUGCAUCUCUUCUAUCCAACCAUCCUUCAGAUCGUCAUCGUUCAAAGUACCAAAUCACUCACGCACUUCGCACCCACAUGGCUUCCGAUGAACGAAGUUACAGCUGUGUGUUUCAACAAGACGAUGAUCAGAAAAUAAUUGGUAUCUUCAUCUCAAAGGACCUCAUGAAUGUUGCAGGUCACGUCCUCAAGUCUCACAUCACAUCUCUCGCCUCACUGGUCCUUCCCGUCUCAGAAAAACUCAAGUUUCUUGUGAAUUUUGUGGGAAGGAAGGUCUUUAAAAUGAAGAUUGAAGCUUAUGUUCCGAACUUCAAGUUGGCUUUUGAGCACUUUUGUAUUCACACCGGAGCAAGGCCAGUGUUGGAUACAAUGCAGAAGCGACUUGAGCUUCAAGACUGGGACAUGGAACCUUCGAGAAUGACACUUUAUAGGUUUGGGAACACAUCUUCAAGUUCAGUGUGGUAUGAAUUGGCUUAUUGUGAAGCCAAAGGAAGAAUUAAGAAAGGUGACAGGAUCUGGCAAUUGGCAUUUGGGUCCGGGUUCAAGUGUAACAGUGUAGUAUGGGUUGCACUGGACAAUGUAGAUGCAAGUUCAUUGAAUAAUCCAUGGAGGGAUGAAAUUCAUGAAUUAUCUGCUAAUAAUGUCGAUUCAUUGAAGAAUCCAUGGAGGGAUGAUUUUCCUGAAUUCCCUGUUAAUGUUUCUCCUGAAAACUAGCUCUUAUACGUGUUGAGUUGCUGCUAAGAUGAAUUAAGUGAGUGCCUAUUUCAGGACAAGCUGAAUUUUAAUUUGAUCUUUCAUAUAUGGGUCAUUUAUUAGUUUAAUCCCUUGUUUAAAUGCUGAACCAUAGUUAAUGGUGUUUGCUUAAAACCCUUUGUAAUAUCAAGUUGGUUAGAAAAGAAUAUUAGUGUAUCUCUGAUGCA